Brachypodium distachyon (stiff brome) is the source of this 857-nucleotide messenger RNA. RefSeq lists its product as uncharacterized. The coding region runs from base 107 to 466 and encodes 119 amino acids. The transcript is spliced from 2 exons. The record is from RefSeq and is a predicted model, not a curated record. NCBI's taxonomy places the organism in Eukaryota, Viridiplantae, Streptophyta, Magnoliopsida, Poales, Poaceae.
UAAUAAGCACACACAUCAGCCGGUGGCUGGCGUAAGAUCAGCUCAAAUCCCCGGAGACCAGGCCAGGGCAGUACUAUAGCCAGAGAUCAUAUCGCCCGAUCGAUCGAUGAAGCUCUUCGAGUUCGUGAGGCGCUCACGCCGGCCAUCAUCGGCGGCCGCGGCGCCGGUAGCGGCGGUGCCGGCGGCGAACGCGUCGGUGGAGAAGAAGAGGCGGCGGCCGUCGUCGUCUUCGGGGUCGGCGGCGUGGAAGCCGACGCUGGGGGCCAUCUCCGAGGAUGCCGCGGUGGCCGCCGCCAGGGCCGGGGCCGAGGCGGAGAAGGCCAAGGCGAAGCUUGCGGCCGCGGCCAAGGCCAAGGCGCGCGAGAGGCCGCCGCCUCGCGCGUCCCGGCCCGACUACGACGACUUCCGGCGCUUCGGGGCACCUACUGUGUUGCCGGCGUUCGGGCCGGCGGCAUUCCUCUUCUGAGCUCAGACGAGCUCCCCAUGGGACCUGGAUUCAGUGAAGUUACUUCACCUGAUUUUGGGUGGCUGACAUGUGGGUCCCAUGACACGUUGGUCCACAUAUCAGCCACCCAAAAUCAGGUGAAUCCUUCUUCCUCGCAGUGGCGGUGUGGCCUGACAAGCAUGGCGGUGUGGUUCGCCAAUGGCUCAGAUCUGCUUUGUGUGCCUAAAUCGCAGCAUGCAAAGCUGUGAUUCCUAGUGCUUAUUAAUCCUGAUGUGCAUAUCCUACCGUUAAUAGUUCUUCCCAACUUACAUUGUGCCUUUCGGUUUCCAUGAUUCUCCUACAUGAUGUACCCAACCGGAUUAAUCGACAAAGUGCCAUAUUUUAAACUAGUUUGAGAAAAUAGAUUGCCUAA